CUGCCCCUGCCGCGAGAGGAAGAGCCGCCGCCGCCGCCGCCCGCGAUGAGCGUCCCGGCCGCGCCGCUGCUGCCGCCGCCGCUUCCCCCGCCGCCGCCCCCCGGCCGGGCGCGGCGCUGCUGCCUGCGGGACUCCGGCGGCGGCGGGGGCUGCCUGAGCGGCCGGGCUCUCGCUCUCAAGUUGGGGCCGGCGCGGAGCUGCCCCCGGAGGGCGAGCCGGGCCGGGCCUGCCCCCGCCCGCAGGGGCCAUGAGCCCGACCUCGAGGCGGCGCCUGCCUUGGCCGCGGCGGGCCCCGGAGAGGAGCCGCUGAGAGCGGAGGGGCGCGGCGGCGGCGGCGGCGGAGCUUCCCAGCAUGGGCGAGCGGCCGCCGGAGCCCCCGCGCGCCAAGCCUUCCCCCGCCGUGGCCGCCCCCGGCGAAGCAGAAGCCAUCGAGGUGCUGGAGAGCGAGGAGGGCCCGCCCGCCGCCGCCGCCGAGGCCAACCAUAGAGUUGGAAGGAACCAAAGUUCAUCUUCUCCAACCUGCUGCCCAAUGGCAAGGCUAUCAACCCACCAGCCCCCCACAGAACAACCCUUGCUGUCCAGAACACAGCGUGACACAAGCAGAGGGCAGACGCACACCAGAAAGCACUGGAAAGCUCUGUUCGAUCAGUUCGACCCUGAAAACACUGGCUACAUUAGCACAGAGAAAUUUCGAAACCUCCUCCAAAGCCACGGCUCUGAGUUGGACCCGCACAAGCUAGAAGUGCUCCUGGCCCUGGCAGACAGCAAUUCCGACGGGAAGGUCUGUUACCAAGACUUCGUCAACCUGAUGAGUAACAAAAGGUCCAACAGCUUCCGCCAAGCCAUUUUGCAGGGGAACCGAAGGUUGUGCAGCAAGGCGUUGCUGGAGGAGACUGGACUUAGCCUUUCCCAGCGGUUGAUUCGGCAUGUUGCCUAUGAGACGCUACCACGGGAGAUAGACCGGAAGUGGUACUAUGACAGUUACACCUGCUGCCCUCCUCCUUGGUUCAUGAUCGCCAUUACCAUUGUAGAGGUCGCCUUCUUUCUUUACAAUGGAGUGAUGCUAGACAGGUUUGUGCUGCAAGUUACCCACCCCUUAUAUCUGAAGAACUCGUUGUUGUAUCAUCCUCAGCUGCGUGCCCAAGCCUGGAGGUACCUCACCUACAUAUUCGUGCAUGCAGGGAUUGAGCACCUUGGACUCAAUGUAGUUCUGCAACUUCUGGUUGGAGUUCCCCUUGAAAUGGUUCAUGGGGCAGCAAGGAUUGGGUUUGUCUACAUCGCUGGAGUUGUUGCAGGUUCUUUGGCAGUAUCUGUUGCUGAUAUGACUGCGCCUGUCGUGGGCUCCUCUGGUGGUGUCUAUGCCCUCAUAUCUGCCCACCUAGCCAACAUAGUAAUGAACUGGUCUGGAAUGAAGUGCCCAUUCAAGCUGUUGCGCAUGGCUGUGGCCUUGAUCUGUAUGAGCUUUGAAUUCGGAAGAGCCGUGUGGUUGAGGUUCUACCCAUCUGCCUACCCUCCAUGUCCACACCCAAGUUUUGUGGCCCAUUUGGGGGGGGUAGCAGUCGGCAUCACCCUCGGUGUGGUUGUCUUAAGGAACUAUGAGCAGAGGCUCCAAGACCAGUCCUUAUGGUGGAUCUUUGUAUCCAUGUACAUGGUAUUUGUUCUCUUUGCCAUCCUCUGGAACAUCUUCGCCUACAGCCUGUUGGACCUGAAACUACCUCCACCUCCUUGAGUCUGAGCUAAGGACCUGUAAAGAACUAAUGGACAACUUCUGUCCGGCAGCUUCACUGGAAAGAAUCAAAUUGAGGAUUUAUUUUUGUAUGGCUAGCACUGGAUGGAAGCAAACUCACCUUCUGAAAACGCACAUAACAAGGGGAAGUUUACUGCACAUGUGGGAUGUGACCAUAUUACUGGAAAAGAUCGCUUAGGUGACGACCAGUCAAGAGAGCUUGCUCAGACAAAGGGUGGGCAUGGAGGCUUACAGGUAUCACCGUAAGAGCCUAGCCUUGUAUCAUUUUUACUCAUGCAAAUAUCUUGGUGCUGGUCUCCUGUUCAGCCCUAUAUUGGUAGAACUGGGCACAUACUGGUGAAUGUUAAUGCACACAGGGACAUUUUGUUUGGAUUGAAGGUAUUUCCCCAGGUUGUUUUUUCCUUCUACUGCACCUGUCAUUGGGAGCUUGCAAACCACCACCAAAACCCAGGAAGAAAAUCCUCCACUUCUUUAGCGAAUGAAGCAGUCACCUCUGGCAGGGCAGCUUGGCUGGCUUUUCACGGACAGCCCGGACUCCUCUACAGUACCCCUGCUAGUGCCCAGUGAGCCUAGACAGCUUACCUUUUACAGGGAGGCUAUUCUAGAAAAGCUUCUGGAGCCAUCAGCAAAUCUGCUUAGCCGGUGGCAGAAGCAGAUUUCCAACUGAAGGAUAAACCAAAUUGCUUUGGAAGAUUUGAUGGUGCUUUAACUAGGUUGCUAAAUACAGUUGCAUCUUUGAUUUAUAUACAAAUUUUGGCUAGGGUUUUGUUCCUAGAAGUGUACGGUUUUGGAGACUUUGGGCAAACUGGUUGUUUGGGGUGUUUUGUUGACAAUCACAUUAUUUUCUUCUCGCCAUGCCCCGGCCCUUACUGUGCAUUCUAAAGCAGCAGCGUCUGCUCUGUGACUAGAAAGGGGUUGGCCGAUCUCUUUCUUUAAAGAUGCGAUUCCAAAACAGCAUCCCCUGUAGAACCAAGCAGGUGCAUCAGAACGUCUCUACACUCUAGAGAGAACGUAGAUCACUGCUUUACAGUACUGUUUUAUUUUUUUGAGAUGUUGAUUUUACGUACUUGGAAAAAGCGUGUUGACAGGCGCUCUUCGAACAAACCUUGUUUGCUGAUAAAGUGUACAAGUAGCCAACAAGGAGCUGCUUUCGACUGGAUCAGGGAUAUAUUUGGUAAUGGUACCUCAGCUACGCCCUGAUUUUCAGGGCCGAGCUUCAGAUGACGCUGGAGGUCCAUGUUCAAGAAUAAUGGAGCUACAAAAAGCUCUUUGUGGGAAGGCCUGGUACGGCUCUGGUGCUGUGUGAGUUAACUCUCCCCCUCCCAGCUUCUAAAAGCCCCAAAGGGGGGAAAAUACGCAGACUUCCAACAUCCGAUAUAGUCUAUCCUAAGGCAGUAAACCUCUGUCUGGCCUUGCCACUUCAGGCAGCUGGUGGAAGCGCCUAUCAUUUAAUGCUUCCAAUGCAAGAGAGAUUCCCGGCCAAUAGAAAAUUAGCAUGCAAGGGAGAAGCUCAACGCCAGUACCGUUUUCCUUGACGUCUGAUUUCUUAAAUGAAGGGAAUUCUCCACUGAGACGCAACUCGGAACCAGUUUUUAUAAAGGUGGUGGUGAAAAUGUUGAUUGUUAAAGAACAAAAGCUUAGUAAAUUCAGUGUCAUGAUGAAAACUACUAAAAUGCACAAGUGUUAAACAAAUGUUAAUGCUAAGUACGCAUAGAAUGAAAUGCCAAAUGGUUGAUGGUUGCAAAUUACCCCUCCUGUCCUGUGUAGCACAACGAGCAGCCAAAAAUGUACCACAUCCCAGCCCAGGAACGUGUCAGUCCUGGGAUAAAGAAGAAUUAGACUUCCUCUAGCUUUUCUUUUUGUCAAAUCUCUCGAUAAACGAUCAUGUCUUUC
Molecule: messenger RNA, 3640 nt
Organism: Eublepharis macularius
Lineage: Eukaryota; Metazoa; Chordata; Lepidosauria; Squamata; Eublepharidae
Gene: RHBDL3
Product: rhomboid like 3
Cellular component (GO): membrane
Molecular function (GO): calcium ion binding; serine-type endopeptidase activity
Source: RefSeq, a predicted model, not a curated record